AUGAGUGUGGUGGAGCACGUACGAGAGAUGGCGUCCGCCGGGCUCCACUCUAACGUGCGGCUCCUCAGCGGGCUUCUCCUCACGAUGAGUGGCAAUAACCCGGAGCUGUUUUCACCAUCUCAGAAAUACCAGCUCCUUGUAUAUCAUGCAGACUCUCUCUUCCAUGAUAAAGAAUAUAGAAAUGCUGUAAGUAAGUAUACAAUGGCCUUGCAGCAGAAAAAAGCAUUAAGUAAAACUUCAAAAGUAAGACCUUCUACUGGGAAUGCUCCAUCAACUCCCCAAAGCCAGUGUUUACCAUCAGAAAUUGAAGUGAAAUAUAAGAUGGCUGAAUGUUAUACAAUGCUGAAGCAAGAUAAAGAUGCCAUUGCUAUUCUUGAUGGCAUUCCUUCCAGACAGAGGACCCCAAAGAUCAAUAUGAUGUUGGCAAAUCUAUACAAGAAAGCAGGUCAAGAACGCUCGUCUGUUACGAGCUACAAAGAAGUACUAAGGCAGUGCCCGUUAGCACUUGAUGCUAUACUAGGCUUGCUCUCGCUGUCGGUGAAAGGUGCGGAAGUGGCCUCCAUGACAAUCAACAUAAUUCAGAGUAUUCCUAACUUGGAUUGGCUUUCUGUGUGGAUCAAGGCAUAUGCUUUUGUGCAUACUGGAGAUAACACAAGAGCAAUAAAUACCAUUUGCUCUUUAGAGAAAAAGUCAUUGCUGAGGGAUAAUGUAGACUUACUGGGGAGCUUAGCAGACCUGUAUUUCAGAGCUGGAGAUAAUAAAAACUCUAUUCUAAAAUUUGAACAAGCACAAAUGCUGGAUCCUUACCUAAUAAAAGGAAUGGAUGUAUAUGGUUAUUUAUUGGCACGUGAAGGUCGACUAGAGGAUGUGGAGAACUUGGGCUGCCGUCUCUUCAAUAUUUCUGAUCAACAUGCGGAACCCUGGGUGGUAUCUGGGUGUCAUAGUUUCUACAGUAAGCGAUACUCUCGUGCCUUAUAUUUAGGAGCCAAAGCUAUCCAGCUUAAUAGUAACAGUGUUCAAGCUCUCCUACUGAAAGGAGCUGCUCUUAGGAAUAUGGGCCGAGUACAGGAAGCAAUUAUACACUUCCGUGAAGCAAUACGUCUUGCGCCUUGCAGGCUGGAUUGCUAUGAAGGUCUCAUCGAGUGUUACCUAGCAUCCAACAGUAUCCGUGAAGCUAUGGUUAUGGCAAAUAAUGUGUAUAAAACUCUGGGAGCGAAUGCACAGACGCUCACUCUGUUAGCAACAGUCUGUCUCGAAGACCCGGUCACGCAGGAAAAAGCGAAAACAUUAUUGGACAAAGCGCUAACGCAAAGACCCGAUUACAUUAAAGCUGUGGUAAAGAAAGCAGAACUUCUUAGUAGAGAACAAAAGUAUGAAGAUGGAAUUGCUUUGCUGAGGAACGCACUGGCUAAUCAGAGUGACUGUGUUCUGCACCGAAUACUGGGAGACUUUCUCGUAGCUGUCAAUGAAUAUCAGGAAGCGAUGGACCAGUACAGUAUUGCCCUAAGUUUGGAUCCAAAUGAUCAGAAGUCACUAGAAGGAAUGCAGAAAAUGGAAAAAGAGGAAAGUCCAACAGAUGCAACCCAGGAAGAAGAUGUGGAUGAUAUGGAGGGAAGUGGAGAAGAGGGGGACUUGGAAGGCAGUGACAGUGAGGCAGCUCAGUGGGCAGAUCAAGAACAGUGGUUUGGCAUGCAGUAACGGCCUCUCAUCCUGCUGCUUGUUUUGGCACUUGAACAUACCACUAGGGCCAUUCUUUGAAGAACGUAAACUAUGAUUUUUGCAGUAACAAAGGACUUUUUUUGUUUUUUUUUUUUUUUUUUUUUUAAUGGACUCUGAAACCAUUUAAUAGUUCUAUGCAUCUCAAUGCCAUGAAGAUUCUUGAUGCUUCUUAUUUAUUAACUGUGAGGGACUAACUGUAUCGGAGGUUAUUUGCAACUUGCAUUUCAAAAAAUUCCUGCUAAAACUGAAAGCAUUAGAAUCUGAAGUGUGUAAGAAGCCUGUUGUUCAUGAUGAAAACAAUGUCUAAAUUCUGUCGGGGGCUAAGUGUGCUUGAUCGAUUUGUAAAUACAGUGGUUUGUACUCCUUUGUGGAAAAGGUCUUUCUCUCUUGUUUGUGUGCUACCAUGUGGGCUCACGCUCCUGUUGAAGUCUGGAGGGGUUGCUUGGGUGUGGCCGAAAGCAGCACUUUUCUCUUGCUGUGUUGAAUUAAUUUGUCUUUUUAUAAGGCAUUACAUGUGCUGUAAAGGAGAAGUUUGGUACGCUAGGCAACUUUGACUUACAGGACACUUUUGUAGCUGACUGAUUUCUAUGUGUACAGAAUUGAGCCAGUGUUGGAGAAUUACAGUCGUUUCCUCAAUCCUUACUAAACCCUGUAAUCGCUUAAAGUCUGUACAUGAACAUUUAUUUUUAAAUGCAGUUUAGUUUUAUUUCAGUAUGUUACUGAAAGGUUUUACAGCGGUGACUCAAAGCACUUCACAUUCUGUGUACAGCACUGACAUUUAAAAUGAUAUAAAAGAAUUCAUGCCUCUUCACUUGCAUUGCUGUAGAAAUGUUAAAUUAUGCAAAUACACAUAUUGUCUUGUUUUGCCAUGUUUAUAUACUUCAUGUUUUUGUCAGGUAAUAUUUGAAUUCAUGUGUUUUCCCUCACCCUUUGAAGCAAAGUUGCAUUGCUUCACCUACAAAUUCUCAACAUCACCAUUUCAAGGGUGAACUUCUUUGUGCAAUCUAUUUCAAUUCUGUGGGUUUGAUGUGUGGGAGGAGGAAUUACUUCUUGCUCUUAUUUUUCUUACAGUUCUGGUUUCCUUACUCUUUACUAAAGCAUGUAUUUUUAUCUUUAUAUUGGCAGUUUAAUUCCUUUUGUAUUUGUUACCACAGGUAUGCUGGAGCACACAGACUUUUUUUACAAAGCUAAAAAAUAGUUUUG
Molecule: messenger RNA, 2922 nt
Organism: Gymnogyps californianus (California condor)
Lineage: Eukaryota; Metazoa; Chordata; Aves; Accipitriformes; Cathartidae
Gene: ANAPC7
Product: anaphase promoting complex subunit 7
Exons: 11
Coding region: 1-1698 (565 amino acids)
Biological process (GO): cell division
Molecular function (GO): protein binding
Source: RefSeq, a predicted model, not a curated record